UAUGAAAGAAAUGAAUUUAUCAGGGCACGUUCUGGUCCACCACAAACUAUUCAGUGUAUGGUACACAGGUGACAGAAACACUUAUGUAAAGUAGUGUCAGUUUAUGUACAAGCUGCCAUGCCGCAAAAGAAAACCACUUUGACAAGUGAAAAUGUCCCUAAAAAGGAGCGAAGAUCUAUCACAUUGCAGAAAAAAAUGGAGGUUAUUCGCAGAAUGGAAGGUGGUGAAACGCGUGCUAAUGUGUGUAGAAAUAUGAAACUACCUCCAUCCACUGUGACUACCAUAAUAAAAAAUGCAGAUAAAAUAAAAGAGUCAGUAAAACAUUCUACACCAGUAAGUGCAGCACAAACAAGAUACACCAGAUGUAAACUUUUAGAAAAAAUGGAGAAGUUAUUGUCACUGUGGGUAGAUGACUUAAAUACAAAAAACAUUCCAAUGACUCAAGCUGUUAUUACUGACAAGGCAAAGUCAAUUUUUGAAGAGCUUAAGAAAAAAGAAGGUGGAGAUGAGAAUUUUUUGGGUAGUAAGGGAUGGUUCAUGCGAUUUAAAAGUCGGAACAAGUUCCGCAGUGUAAAACUUACUGGGGAGGCAACAAGUGCAGAUGCUGAGGCUGCUGCAGCAUUUCCUGCAAAGUUUCAAGCCAUUGUACAGGAAGGUAAUUAUCCUCCUGAUCUAAUUUUUAAUGUUGAUGAGACUGGGCUUUAUUGGAAGAAAUUGCCACCAAGAACGUUCAUCUCCCGUGAAGAGCAGUCUGCACCAGGUUUCAAGCCUGCAAGAGAUAGGCUAACACUUCUGCUAGGAGCAAAUGUCUCUGGUACUUUAAAAUUAAAACCAAUGUUGGUGUACCAUUCCCAGACACCCCGUGCUCUCAAGGGCCUAAACAAAGCCAUGUUGCCAGUCUACUGGAGGUGGAACAAGAGGGCUUGGGUUACACAAGAAAUCUUUUUGGAUUGGUACACAAAUUAUUUUUGCCCCACUGUGCAUCGUUUUUGUCAAAAAAAUAAGUUACCAUCCAAAGCUAUUCUUCUCUUAGAUAAUGCCCCAUGCCAUCCUGAAAAUUUGAAUGCAGUUAAAACACCUCUGGAUGUCAAUGUUGUUUACAUGCCACCAAACAUCACAUCAGAUUUGCAACCUAUGGACGAAGGUAUUAUAGCAACAUUCAAAGCUUAUUACCUCCGCCAAACCUUCACAGAAAUGGUGAGAGUUUUGGACAGAUCAGAUACAACUAUCAAAGAUUACUGGCAUUCAUUCAACAUUUUGAAGGGCAUUAAUAACAUUAAUGCAGCUUGGGAGGAAGUCACAGUGAACUGUUUAAAUGGAGUGUGGCGCAAACUUUUACCAGAAUGUAUACACAACUUAACAAGCGUAGAGCCAUUGGAAAACAUUGUUGAAGAUGUUAGUAGGCUGGCACAAGAAGCUGGGCUGAGUGAAGUUACAACUGAUGAUGUAACAGAGCUAUUGGAUAGCCAUGAACAGCAGCUUUCCAAUGAAGACUUGGAAGAACUGGCCGAAGAACUAAUCCAGCAGAAUGAGGAGGAAAAAGAUGAGGUGGAAGAGGUUCCCCUAAAAUCUAUGAAAACAAAUGACCUACAGCGUAUCCUUUCAGCCAUGGAAACCCUCACUGAUGAGCUCUGUGAAAUUGAUCACGACUGGCAGCGAAGUGCUAUAGUGAAAAUGAAUGUAAUGUCAUCUCUUGUCCCUUACUCUGACAUUCUCCAAGAAAGAAAAAGUCAAUCUCAGCCAUCAAUACUGCAUGCUUUCAUUUAAAAAAGGAAGAUCCUCAAUCAGAAUCUUCUUAGAGUAGUAACAUCUCUGCAUCACGCUACUGUUGUCAGUGCAGAGGCCUUACAGUUUUGUUUGCAGAAAUGUGUUGUACUAAACCCAUUUUUUUUUAUUAAACUUAGUUUGAUGAUA
Molecule: messenger RNA, 1914 nt
Organism: Bombina bombina (fire-bellied toad)
Lineage: Eukaryota; Metazoa; Chordata; Amphibia; Anura; Bombinatoridae
Product: tigger transposable element-derived protein 1-like
Exons: 2
Coding region: 118-1767 (549 amino acids)
Cellular component (GO): nucleus
Molecular function (GO): DNA binding
Source: RefSeq, a predicted model, not a curated record